CUGAAUGCUGGGAUGGCUGCGGUCAGCCUGAGAGCGCAGUCCUCGUCCUGUCUAUUUAUUAAAUACUGUACAGGCGUAGUACUUGAAAUUUGAAACAUACUCCGAAUAAAUCAGUGUGCGAACCCCAACGAAAUCUGCUCUUUUAUUUAUUUAUCUUUUUAUUUUCCCGUCAACAUGCAGUCGGAGGAUGCUCGCUUUUUGCAGAGGAAAGUCAAGGGAGGGAGCAUAGAUGUCCAUCCAACAGAGAAAGCACUUGUUGUGCAGUAUGAGGUGGAAGCCACCAUUUUGGGAGAAAUGGGAGCUCCCAUGCUUGGGGAACGGAAGGAGUGCCAGAAAAUUAUCCGCCUCAAGAGCCUGAACUCCAACACGGACAUCGCCUCGCUGGCUCGCAAGGUAGUGGAUGAGUGCAGGCUGAUACACCCCUCAAAGCUGGCUGAGGUUGAGCAGCUGCUGUACUACUUGCAGAAUCGUAGGAAGUCCAAUGGCAAAGAGAAAAAAGAGAAAAGGCAGAUCAAACCUAGAGAUCUGACUCCUUUUGAAGGGAUGGAGAUUGAUGAGGAGGCCAACAUCAACAACAUCGAUGACUAUGUAGAGCUUCUGUAUGAGGACAUACCAGAGAAAGUGAGAGGCUCUACACUAAUUCUCCAGCUGGCUCGUAAUCCUGACAAUCUAAAGGAGCUGCUGCACAAUGAAACUGCCCUUGGUGCCCUGGCUCGUGUUCUCCGAGAAGACUGGAAGCAAAGUGUGGAGCUGGCCACCACUAUAAUCUACAUCUUCUUUUGUUUUUCCAGCUUCUCCCAGUUCCAUGGAUUAAUCACCCACUACAAGAUCGGAGCCCUCUGCAUGAACAUUGUUGAGCAUGAAUUGAAGAGAUACGACUUAUGGCAGGACGAACUACAGAAGAAGAAAAAAGCCUGCGAAGAAGACCCAGACAACCAAAGCUUGAAGAAGGACCAUGAGAAGGCCUUUAAGAAAUACCAAGGUCUCCUGGUGAAACAGGAGCAACUUUUGCGAGUGGCCUUAUACCUGCUCCUUAAUCUGGCCGAGGACCCACGCACAGAGUUAAAGAUGCGGAACAAGAACAUUGUCCUCAUGCUGGUGAAGACCCUGGACAGAGAGAAUGCAGAGCUGCUGGUGCUGGUGGUCUCUUUCCUCAAGAAGCUCAGUAUUUACUUGGAGAACAAGAAUGACAUGGCUGAAAUCGACACCAUAGAGAAGCUAGCCAGUCUGGUUCCGUGCGAGCACGAGGACCUCUUGAACAUUACUCUGCGGCUCCUCCUCAACCUCUCCUUCGACACGGGACUGCGCAGCAAGAUGGUGCAAGUGGGCCUGCUUCCGAAACUCACCGCACUGCUAGGUAAUGAGAGCCAGAAGCAGAUAGCCAUGUGCAUCCUGUACCACAUCAGUGUCGACGACCGAUUCAAGUCAAUGUUUGCCUACACUGAUUGCAUUCCCCAGCUCAUGAAGAUGCUAUUUGAACAUGGUGAGGAGCCAAUAGAUGCUGAACUGAUCUCCUUCUGUAUCAAUCUGGCAGCCAACAAGAGGAAUGCCCAAAUCAUGUGUGAAGGUAAUGGCCUGAAGAUGCUGAUGAAGAGGUCGCUAAAGUUAAAGGAUCCACUUUUGAUGAAAAUGAUCCGAAACAUAUCUCAGCAUGAUGGUCCACCUAAACAUUUGUUCAUUGACUAUGUGGGUGACCUGGCAGCCCAGAUUGGACCAGAUGAGGAUGAGGACUUUGUGAUCGAGUGCUUGGGUACGCUGGCCAACCUCACCAUCCCAGAGCUGGACUGGGAGCUGGUGCUAAAGGAGUACAACUUGGUGCCCUUCCUGAAGGACCAUCUAAAGCCAGGGUCAGCAGAGGAUGACCUCAUCCUGGAAGUGGUGAUCAUGAUUGGGACAGUGUCCAUGGAUGACUCCUGUGCUGCUAUGUUUGCCAAGUCCGGUAUCAUCCCAGCCCUCAUCGAGCUGCUCAAUGCUCAGCAGGAGGAUGACGAGUUUGUCUGUCAGAUUGUCUAUGUCUUCUACCAGAUGGUGUUCCACCAGGCCACCCGAGAUGUCAUCAUCAAGGAGACGCAGGCCCCGGCCUACCUUAUUGAUUUGAUGCAUGACAAAAACGCUGAGAUCAGGAAGGUCUGUGAUAACACACUGGAUAUAAUUGCGGAGUAUGAUGAGGAGUGGGGGAAGAAGAUCCAGAGCGAGAAGUUCCGCUGGUACAACUCGCAGUGGCUGGAGAUGGUGGAGAACCGGCAGAUGGAUGAGGCCGAGCCCUAUAUGUAUGGUGAUGACAGUGACCUGCUGGAGCGUCCUGACCUCUUCUACAGCGCUGAUGGAAUCAUUCCGUCAGAUGGUGCAAUCAGCCCUGAGUUUUUCCACACCCAGAAUGGUGACGUCAUAGGACAGCAGACCUUCGCUGUCGGUGCGGGCACCGAUGGAUUUGGACAGAUGGCGGUCUCUCCAGGACGACCCAUCACAGCCUACGGGUUCCGGCCCGAUGAGCAGUACUACUAUGGAUAUGCAUCCUCUCGAUAAACACAUCGCUUGUACCUAUCGACUGCAGUGGUCCUGUAUAGCUGGAUGGACGCCAUCCCACAUACACAUGCCAACAUUUCAGCUCAUAGUGGUUGGGGUCCUUGUUAACUGAAGGAUGCUGUGAUCACUUUUGGAGCAAAACGUUCAUAAAAUACUUCGCAAGUAUAGUUAGCAUUUUCAUGUUUCUUUUGAUGCCCUUAUGUAAUUUUAAAUGUUUCUAUGUACGGAGUACACCUGUUACGUAUGUUAACUCCAGUAUAGUAAUUACUACUUAUACAAAUCACCGUGCGUAUAAAAUAUAUUAUCUGAAUUAUUCCUCAAGAAACAUCACGUUAACUUGUUCCAAAUAAAAAAAAAAAAAACCACUAAAAAAGCCUAGGUAGUGAUAUUGGGGAUCUUCGAUGGACUGCAGUGCAUAUCCACUCUGAGGUGUCCAACAGUAUUGCAUGGAGUAAUAUUAGUGUGGUUUGCUAGUGUUAUUAAAUGUGACGACACUGGAAGCCCGUGUUGUUUUAGAAUCACACGCGAAUGCUCUGAAGACAGGUUUUGCCUUAAAGGAAAGACCAGGCACUAGAACACUUGUGUAUUUGAAAUUUCUUUUGUUAUACAAAAACUGUUUAGCUUAUAAUGAUUCUGUUACUGGUUAACAAUUGUUCUUUUAAUUUUUAUAUAGUGCUUUUUUUUUUUAUUUAAGAGCCUUAUAAAUGUUUUCAACUCUUGGUUUUUCAGUGCCUGGAGGUUGUGUGAACUACUGUAACAUUGAAAGGUGUUUGCUGCUCUGAUGUGGAGUUAUGGACUUGUGCAUUUGAUGUAAUUGGAUCAUGUGCUUGCAUUUGCUGAAAUAAAAAAUGAAGGAAUUUGCAUACCUUUGAAUUUCUUGGAACAGUUAAUCUCCUUCCAGACAUCACCCAUGAAAAUAUACAGCAGCAACGUGGUUUGUCAACCACUGAAAGAAAAUAUCCACACUUUAGGUGUGAAUCGUAUGUGUAUUAUUAAAAGUCACUUGGCCGAAUCUGUAAUUUCCAGUCUGAUUGUCAGCUAAAAUUACUGUGCUUUCAGGCGAAACUUAUAAAAAUUAUUUUAAGAAUGAAUAUUAUGCUGCAGUUUUAACAGUGUUGCAGGAAUGUGCGGAGACUGCCUGAGCGGAAUGGUGCUCCGCCAUCACCUACCUUAGAAAUAUUUGGCCUUAAAAAUGGCUGUUCACACUCCAAAAAAAAGGCACUGGAUAACCACAUCUGCCCACCUGUACCCACCCCUUCACCAUCCAGAAUUGUCAU
Messenger RNA from Scleropages formosus (Asian bonytongue), 3803 nucleotides. Its product is annotated as kinesin-associated protein 3-like. Gene Ontology annotation, molecular function: kinesin binding. The record is from RefSeq and is a predicted model, not a curated record. Bases 175 to 2526 code for a protein of 783 amino acids. The transcript is spliced from 20 exons. Gene Ontology annotation, biological process: microtubule-based movement; cilium organization. NCBI's taxonomy places the organism in Eukaryota, Metazoa, Chordata, Actinopteri, Osteoglossiformes, Osteoglossidae. Gene Ontology annotation, cellular component: axoneme; kinesin II complex; ciliary transition zone.